This is a messenger RNA of Trichoderma atroviride IMI 206040, 1483 nucleotides long. The record is from RefSeq and is a predicted model, not a curated record. Lineage: Eukaryota; Fungi; Ascomycota; Sordariomycetes; Hypocreales; Hypocreaceae.
UAAAGUUCUGGGAUGUGUUGGUAGUGUUUAGAAUAUGAAUGAAUACAGUCGAACACACGCUCUUACGCUUACACUAUGUAUAAACUGACAUCUUCAUCUGCUUUGCUGUUGAUAUAAAUAGACCGAUAUUUGGCUAGACGUGGCAUGAUAUCAACAUCCAGAUCUGCUAUACCAAGAUCCAUGCCUAUCUGUGGCAAUCAGGCCUGGCAGCUGACAGCCGCACAUCACCGGCAUCCAUGGCCAUUCACCCGCCGCUCACUUUGCCGUCACUUGGUCGCGGUAUUUCAAAACGCGUUGACGUGAACGUGGACGAGCCCGUGCUUUGUUUAUUUACAUCGUUCUCGGCCAAUCACCUUUGCGUGCGCUGCAACUCGAUGGCAACUUUGUAUCAGAGGAGCUCAACACCAUCGCUUCACUAACCUCCCCCUUCUUUUGCUCAACCACAAUCUUCCAUACUUUGUCGAAACACGCAGCCCAACAACGAUCAACGAUGCAAGACGUUUCUGGCGAGUUUACUGAAGAGCAGGCAGAGUCUAUUGAUUCUUGGAGACACUCUGUGCCCAGCCGCAUGGAGCGCGAGGAUCCCUUUAGCGACGAUGGCUUCACGGCUCGGCCCAGCACGCGCGUGACAUUCCGCGAGCCAGAACGCCCAAUGCGCCGCCCUUCCACUUCUGCUCGCCUGGCCUUUAUCCGCGCCGCCAUCCCCAUCCCCAUCUUCCACCGGCGGCCAUGCACCUCCACCGACCUCGAGGGACCGCUGAUUGAGCCGGAGGCCAAGAACCCUCGGCGCAGAGGCCUGUUUAGCCUGUUUAGCCGCAAGAGAAAGCACCGCAGCCCGUCGCCGUCGGCGUUGCCGCCUGUUCCGCAGGUGGUGCUGGAUGUGCCGCUGACGAUUCACUUUUUGUUUGUGGGGGCCAAGACGGCGGGACAGACGUCGUUGUUGUUCCGUGCUCGCUAUGGCCAGUUUAUCGAUUCCAGCGCCAUUGCUCGCACCUGCUACGAGACAUAUGACACGUCGGGCGCGCCGGACCUGAGCACGGUGGAGCGGCUGUCGUAUGUGCAGUGGGACGCGAUAUUCCUGUGCUUUGACAUUCAGCAGAAGCCGACGAUGCACGCCAUCUUGCAGUGGUGGUAUGAGGCUGUGCAGGGAGGCUUUCUCGCCCAGCAGCAGACAGAGGUGCUUCUUCACCUGGUCGGCUUGAAGAAGGACGUUCGCGACAAGUGCACGGAUCCGAGGCACAGAGUGGCGUGCCCGUUUGACUCGGACGACUUUGUCCCGUUUCCCAGCUGCUGCGUGAUUCCAUCUGACGCUGCAUGGCAUGCGAGACGCAUCCGCGCUCAUCGAUAUCUCGAGUGCUCUGCCAUGACGGGCGAGGGAGUCGAUGCCAUGCUCGAAGAUGCUGCGAGAGAGUCUACUAGGCGGGCGCUUGAGAUGGCGCAGUAUAUUCAAAUGACGCAGGGCAACAAGAGACGCAUGUUUUGA